Messenger RNA from Dermacentor albipictus, 926 nucleotides. RefSeq lists its product as uncharacterized. Lineage: Eukaryota; Metazoa; Arthropoda; Arachnida; Ixodida; Ixodidae. The record is from RefSeq and is a predicted model, not a curated record.
AUACGCGUUACAAGAGUUGCUCGCAGCUACACGAUACACAGAGCGCCUCCACCGCCCACCCGCUCGCAUGCGAAGUGGAGCUAUUGUCAGAGCGGCAAGAUAAAACUCUUGAGCACCUAUUCCGGGCUGUCGCUCUCACUGACGACGUACGGCGCCGUUUCGCCGGAACGAAACCUCCUUUGCCGCAUGUACGUGCACCUUUCCUGCGUUAGCGCUCGUCUGUGUAGCUGAACCACGCGGACGUCAAAGCGUGAGUGGACCUGGCGUGAUGCAGCGCUAAUUACUGCUUUUCAACCUAUAGACCCACUCCCAGAUUGCGCGGUGAGGAACGUCAGCCGGCGGCACCUUGCCUGUAUCGUCCAGGACGCAGUGCCUGCCGCCGAAGGAACGCCGCCUCCGAGGACGGUCUACGCGAUCGCCGACGCGACGUGAACAGCGGAGUGCACCUCGUCGGUGCACAUGGGAUGCGUUGAGUCUUGUGACGCAGACGAGGUAGACAGCCGAGCAGCCAUGUCCACGUACCAGCCUCCUCCGCCACCUGGCAGCGACAUGUACGUGCCGCCGCCUCCGCCAUCCGACCAGGUGGACAGCUACCAGUCACCCGUGGGAACCGACUACUGCCCACCACCGGCACCGGACACUGUGGACUCGGCGGCCACCUACCAGCCGCCCACUUUCAGCUACCAGCCGCACGGCGCAGGGUACACGCCAGGCAGCACCUACGUGCCGCCUGCGCACCCCGGCGACAGCUACCAGCCGCCCAGCGAGCCGGCCUUCUACAGCGGCGACACGUACACGCCGCCUCCCGCUCCGGGUGGCGACGCGUACUGCCCGCCACCCGAGCCAGGGUACGACGCCCCGCAAGACUGCUACGUGCCUCCGCCACCCCCAGAAGAUUGAUACCAAUAAAGGAGUAUACAGAGUGA